This is a messenger RNA of Pyricularia oryzae 70-15, 1053 nucleotides long. RefSeq names its product aflatoxin B1 aldehyde reductase member 2. NCBI's taxonomy places the organism in Eukaryota, Fungi, Ascomycota, Sordariomycetes, Magnaporthales, Pyriculariaceae. The record is from RefSeq and is a predicted model, not a curated record. Bases 1 to 1053 code for a protein of 350 amino acids. The transcript is spliced from 2 exons.
AUGCCUCUCAUCGCACAGAACCCCACCAACAGGGUCAUCCUUGGCCUGAUGACCUUUGGCCCGGACGAGGCUACAGGUGCCCGCAUUACAUCCGUGGACGAGUUCGGCAAGGUCCUCGACAUCCUCCAGAAGCGCGGAUACAACGAGGUGGACACUGCCCGCAUGUACAUUGGUGGCAAGCAGGAGGCAUUCACUCGUGAGGUUGGCUGGAAGCAACGCGGCCUUACUUUGGCGACCAAGGUUCAAUACCCGUCAGAAUAUGGCAUGAAUGCUCCUGAUAAAGUCAAGGAGUCGGUGGACCUCAGUUUGAAAGAGCUGGGCACUGACUGCGUCGAUCUCCUCUAUCUUCAUGCCGCCGACCGAGGUACACCCUUUGCCGAGACACUCCGCGCCAUCAACGACCUACACAAGGCCGGCAAAUUCGUCAACUUUGGCAUUUCCAACUUUGCUGCAUACGAGGUUGCCGAGAUCGUCAUGACAUGCGUGCAAAACAACUGGGUGCGACCAACUGUUUACCAGGCCAUGUACAAUGUCAUCACACGGUCUAUCGAGGCAGAACUGAUUCCUGCAUGUCGCCGAUACGGACUUGACCUGGUGGUGUACAAUCCCAUUGCCGGCGGUCUUUUCAGCGGCAAGAUCAAGACCCAGGAUAUGGUACCUGCUGAGGGUCGAUUCAGCGACUCGACUACCAGUAUGGGUAAGAUGUACCGCAACAGGUACUUCAAGGAGACCACAUUCAAAGCCCUCCAAACGAUAGAGGCUGCGGUUGAGAAGCACGGCCUGAGCAUGAUAGAGACGGCAUUGCGUUGGACCGUACACCAUUCCGCACUUCAGGUCACCAACGGCGGACGAGAUGGCGUGAUCAUCGGUGUUUCAAGUGGUGCCCAGCUUGAGGAUAACCUGAACCAUCUCGAGAAGGGACCGUUACCUGAGGAAGUACUGAAGGCACUCGACUCGGCGUGGGAAAUUGCGCGCGGAGACACCGCCAACUACUUCCACAUGGAGCUCAAGUAUCAAUAUGAUACCAAGGAGGCGUUGUUUGGCAAGAUAUGA